Molecule: messenger RNA, 5763 nt
Organism: Mytilus californianus (California mussel)
Lineage: Eukaryota; Metazoa; Mollusca; Bivalvia; Mytilida; Mytilidae
Product: calcium release-activated calcium channel protein 1-like
Exons: 2
Coding region: 87-770 (227 amino acids)
Biological process (GO): store-operated calcium entry
Cellular component (GO): membrane
Molecular function (GO): store-operated calcium channel activity
Source: RefSeq, a predicted model, not a curated record
AAUAACUGUUUCCCGUUGUUUUUGAUCUGUCACUCGAUAUUGUUGAUUGCUGAUUUAAAUCUAAUGUCAUUUAAAUAUCCAGCCAUAUGCAAGUUAAUUACAACAAGACAUCAUACGAGGACUGGCUGGCACAAAGUUAUGUGAAACAAAUGAGUGGAAAUCAUCACAAUAGACAGGCCGUGACGUGGAGGAAACUCUACCUCAGCAGGGCCAAGCUCAAAGCAUCAAGUUCUACGUCAGCAUUAUUGUCAGGAUUCGCAAUGGUUGCUUUGGUAGAAAUUCAGAUUGAAGAAGAUGUAUCGCCAGCUCUUCUGAUUGUGUUUAGUGUGUGUACCACGUUACUUGUUUCCGUACAUCUCCUGGCAUUGAUGAUCAGUACAUGCAUCUUACCAAACAUAGAGGCAGUCAGCAAUGUACACAAUGUCAAUGCAGUCAACGAAUCUCCACAUGAAAAAAUGAACAUUUUAAUUCAAAUGGCAUGGGCUUUUUCAACAGGACUUGGAAUAUUGUUGUUUUUGACGGAAAUAGUGCUGAUAUGCUGGGUAAAGUUUGACGUGAAGAAAAUCGGAAAUAAUAAAGGAGCAGCAUGGGCGUCAACAGCUGUGGUCAUUCCAGUGGGAGUUAUUUUUAUUAUAUUUUCAUUCCAUUUUUACCGACAGUUAAUUUCACAUAAAGUUGAACAGAAAGCUAAAGAUAUAGAAGAGUUAGCCAGACUGGCCAAUGAUAUAGAUAUGAAUAAUCAUAACAGUGGUGGCAUCCAAAUUGUCUAAAUGUUUUUAUCUAUUUUGUUAUUUUACAUUGAUUUUGUACUUGUUACUUGUUGUUGCAAAAUUUAUUUAAGAAGGCAUUGUUUGAAAUUGUGGGAUUGUUUCCACUAAUUUGUAGAUAUUUAGUACCUUGUACCCAUGGUUACAGUUGUGUAGUAUGAUAUUACUGCUUUGCAUUUUUAAUAUUUGUUACUAUCAUUUCCUUUUUUAACAGGUAUAUGGUGCACUCUGUUGAUUGAAAUUAGAUUUCAAUAUUUAGUGUGCAAAAAUGAUGGUUUUGUGUUUGUGUUUUUUCUGAAGUAAUCUGCCUUAUCAAUGCUUAUAGACCUUUUGUUACAAUUUCCAUGUCCAGUAAGUAUUUUUGCUAUGAAAACUCCCCAUAAGGUUUUAAAUGAUUAUUCUUGUAAAUUUUGCAUUAUUAAGUUACCUCAAGUAGUUCAAUACUGGGCAUCAAAGGGCUAACAUGUAUAUGUCAGGUCUUAUGUGUUACUAGUUAUCAGUCUGUACCUACUUGCGCAUGGCCCUAAAUGAUUGACAUUUGUGUUUUUAAACAGCGGAUUAUAAAGAUGAUCAUACAUUUUGUGGUUAGCUUGAUUUGGUAAGGAAAUUAGAUUGUUUAAAAAUGUGUAAAAUCUUUUUAUGAGUUCGUGCACCGAAUAUGUUUAUAUUUUGCCUCAUUUUUGUGAAUAUGAAGAAGACAAAUUUAAUACUUUUAUACUGGUAAUGUAUAAAAUUUUGUGUUCUUAUGAUGUCUUUUGAUUUAUGUACAUUGUCAACUGUAUUACAAAAUUAUUACAAAUUGAGAUAUAUUUUUAUGAGGAUCUGGAUGGGGGUCCUUCGUUUCUGUUUUCUUUAAUUAUUAGGUCAUUUCUCUAUAUUCUUUAUAUUUUUGGUCCAGUUUUCUCUAUUCUUUAUCACUGUUUAUAUUUUAGCACCCCUUUAUUCUGUAUUCUUUAUUUUAUUGGUCCAUUUUUCUCUAUUCUUUAUUAUAUUAGUCCAUUUUUCUCUAUUCUUUAUAUUUUUGCCCAUUAUUCUCUAUUCUGUUAACCCCCAUCCAGACCCUCUUUUAUGUAAAGAAUAUUGAUCAGUUUGCUCAACUAUUUGAGACAACGAAGUAGGAUGCAAUAUAUAUACUGAUGCAUUAUGGGAUAAAGAAAUUUGAUGUCGACUUAUUUUUUUCUUUACCUUUUUAAAUUUUAUUCUCAUAUCUAUUUUUGUUGAAAAAUAGUUUAAGUAGAAAGAUUAAAUUUUACAUAUAUUUUACUACUGCAAACAAGUUAAUAGCUUUAUUCAAACAUUUAUAACAUUGCCUUAUGCUUGCCAAACUCUCCACUAAGUUGACAUAUGUUGUAUUCCUUGAUUAUAACUUUAACAUCCAACACAUUUUUAAAAGCACUUACUCAAAUAACACUAAUUCCAAGGGUUUAACAUUAUAUGACAAGUGGGAACAACUUUUUUAAUAAUUUCGUAUCUGUAAAUAGUAAAAUAUUUCACACUUUACUUGAUUUUAGGCCAAAUAGAAACACUUUUUAUUAGGCCAAAUAAUUUUAUUGGUUUUGCCAAUGUUAAACAGACCAUUGGAAAAAUUUCUCACAGUCGACUUAAAUCUACCUGUCCUGCAAUAAACCUUCAGUCUCUAAUUUCAUUAGAUUAAUUUUCUUAAAUAUUUUUCAACAAGGUUAUUGUCUCAGUAAAUCCCCUGUUUUUCUCUAGUUUAGGUUCAAGAAAUAUGUCUACUAGUCUUGCUACUAACUCCAGUUAAACUGAACAAUUAAUGUGAUUAUAAUAAUAUAGAAAUUUAAAAACUUAAAAAAUCAAUCAAUCAAUCUUAUUGUAAGACUAGAUAAUAAUUAUUUCCCUUUUGAAUAGAUCUCACACUGAUUAUAUUUAAAAUGGAAAGAAAAAUAAGAAUUUUCCCAUGUAUCAUGUGUAUAUUUGAUAUGUUCCCAUGUAUCAUGUGUAUAUUUGAUAUGUUCCCAUGUAUCAUGUGUAUAUUUGAUAUGUUCCCAUGUAUCAUGUGCAUAUUUGAUAUGUUCCCAUGUAUCAUGUGUAUAUUUGAUAUGUUCCCAUGUAUCAUGUGUAUAUUUGAUAUGUUCCCAUGUAUCAUGUGUAUACUCUAGGGAUUACAGUCAGUAAAUAAAUAGCAUUGCAAAGUGCAAAAUCUUUAAUAAGAAAAGCAUUCCAGAAAUUUAUCAUUCGUUUUCUUCAAAAAUGGGAAAUGAUAACUGAUAUUAGUUUUCAAUGUCCACCUCUGUUAUAGUAAUGUUUUUCUACAAUUCUUUGUGUAUAGCAUACUAUGUAAGUUAUUUCAUUGAAUAUUGUAAAUAUUAUUUAUUUAUAACUCUUCCUAUAUUUCCUGUAAGACAAAUGUGCUGACAGAUUGUACAGAUUUGAUGGUUUAUUGUUGUAAUUUUUUCUUUUAUCUAAUAUUUAACAUUAAAUGUGCCCAACUCUGACAGAUCAUUAAUUUAAGAUAAUGCAUUAAUAUUAUCAUUCUAUCAUGUUUAUCUUUUCUUUAUCUUGUAAUAUUUUAUUAUGAAAGAUACUACUUGUUAGAUUCAUGUUAAUUUUGUGGUGAAAAAUGAAAUUUUUAAAUAUGUCUCCUGUUUACGAUAAAAAAAGAUAGACAAAAAUUGUUUUCUCUUUCUAUUGUAAAAUAUCUAUCAAUUUGGUAUUUAAACACAGUUUUGAGCUAUGAAGAAUUUAUAGACAACAUCAUUGAAGUUAAUCUCUAUCAAGAAUUUGUUUUGGAAAGUUAAUAUUUCAAGUGGUCAAUUGAUGUACAUGUCCCUGAUAAAAGGACAUUUUCCUUGAGAUUAUAAGUACUUAACUAAAGAUAUAUCAGAUAAUAAAGGCUGAUUGUCACUUUAAACAUCGUAAGGACAGAAGAUAUAUCAGAUAAUAAAGGCCGAUUGUCACUUUAAACAUCGUAAGGACUAAAGAUAUAUCAGAUAAUAAAGGCUGAUUGUCACUUUAAACAUCGUAAGGACAGAAGAUAUAUCAGAUAAUAAAGGCUGAUUGUCACUUUAAACAUCGUAAGGACUAAAGAUAUAUCAGAUAAUAAAGGCUGAUUGUCACUUUAAACAUCGUAAGGACUAAAGAUAUAUCAGAUAAUAAAGGCUGAUUGUCACUUUAAACAUCGUAAGGACUAAAGAUAUAUCAGAUAAUAAAGGCUGAUUGUCACUUUAAACAUCGUAAGGACUAAAGAUAUAUCAGAUAAUAAAGGCUGAUUGUCACUUUAAACAUCGUAAGGACAGAAGAUAUAUCAGAUAAUAAAGGCCGAUUGUCACUUUAACCAUUGUAAAAGACUAAUGUACAUGUACCUACAAAUAAACCGGAAAACUAAUUUUACAAAUUUUGACUUUUACACUUUUUGAGGAGUUCAUGUUCAAUUUAUGAGAUAUAAUUAUAAGUUCUAUAUAAUGCAUUGAAAUUCUGGGUUGAUAAAGUACUGUAAAAUUUAGAAAUUGUUGCGAGGUUUUCAUUAAUGCGAAGAAUGUGACAGGGUGAUGAUCGCAAUAAUAAGAACUUGCAUUCCGAUAUCUAAUGCAUAUACCUGUAUGCAGAUUUUCCCUAAAUUGCAAUAAUUAAUCUUGCAUUUUUGUCCAUUCUUCAAAAAUCGCAAUAAUACAUGUACACAAUUAAUUGCUGAAUUUACAGUAACUGAGUCCAUUGGAUGCUUAUCAUUACUUACUUAGUGGACACUGGAAAUUUUACUGGAAAGUCCAAAGUUAAAUACUUUAAACCAACUAAUUUAGCAAAACAUUUAUUUACCUGAUUUAGCAAGUAGGAAAAUAACAGGAGUAGUUAUUGUCAUGAUAAUUUCAAACUUUCAUCUUCAAGUAAAUUUAUAAAGUAAAUGGUCAAAUGAUUAAUUAGUAAGGACUAGAUGCAGAAAAGGUUUUCGUAAAAAUAGAUUUAUUACAUCUAUUUUGUCAGUUUAUUAUCGACUUAUGAGUUUGAAUGUCUAUUUGAUAUCUUUCGCGUUCUUUUACAGUAUUUGAAAAAAAUUAGAUAUUACUUUCCUUGUUCAAUAUGAAAAUAAGGAGAUAUGGUAUUAUUACCAAUAAGACAUUAUCCACCAAAUACAAAGGGACGUGGAUGUAAGCAACUAUAGGUCACAGCACUGCCUUCAACAAUACAAAGAAACAGACAUCAUUCGAAAUUUCAUAAAACCCUUAAAAAGCUUCAAAUACAUGUGUUUUUGUAAAGUCUCUAAACAAUUAUUUUCUAAAUUCUUAUAUUUGAAUCUAAAGCAUAGUAAAAUGAUGUGGUAUGUGGAAAUGACAAGAAGUGUGUGUAGAUUUUAUGUAUCCUUUCUAUUGUUUUGAGUGGUUGAUGAAAAGCAAUGCUUUGUUUUAUAUUUAGUGCAUGUAUUUUAUUCUGUGAAUGAAGAAAAUAUGUUUCUUAGAUUUCAGUCGAGAAAGAAAAUAUAAAUAUUCUUUUGGUAAGCUUUGUUGUUGGAUUGUACCUUUAAAGCUUCCCUCAUGCAUCUUUUAUUCAUUCUUACAUUCUAUUUAACAAGCAAAGAGGAUACAAAUAUUUCAUGAAAGUUAAAAGGCAUUUCCUUAGUAGUUUUCCAUAAUAUCAGCUCUUUCUUUCAUUUUUUAACACAUACAGUUACUUGUUUUUAAUUGUGGUACAUAAGUUAAGGUGGAUUUAUUUUCAUGGAUAUCAGUUUUCGUAGAUUGAGGAAAAACUAUAUAUAUUUUCAAGAAUAUUUAAUUUUCUGGUUUUGCCAGUCUCCACACAAGCCUAUAUAUAGAGAAUGUAUACUUCAUUGAACAUUUAAAUUCCUGAUUUACCUAUACCCACAAAAUCCACCUAAAUUGGCAUCCAUCCCAUAAUAAUAAAUCCACAGUAUGUUUUAAUUUGUAAUAUUCAUUUAUGAAUCAGAAUAUGUUACUUUAAUCAUGAAAAACAUAAAUUAUUGUUUAAUGUUUUGUAAUAACACAGUUCAUACUGUUUAUAAAAAGUAAAAGAAACUAUCAUUCAA